Messenger RNA from Dreissena polymorpha, 855 nucleotides. RefSeq names its product C-type lectin domain family 6 member A-like. Lineage: Eukaryota; Metazoa; Mollusca; Bivalvia; Myida; Dreissenidae. The record is from RefSeq and is a predicted model, not a curated record. The transcript is spliced from 2 exons. Bases 165 to 764 code for a protein of 199 amino acids.
UUGAACAUUUCGUGUGGGGUUGCAGACAGAGUGAAAUGUUUGAAUUGUAAACAUCAAAAUUCUUCUUGUUACGUUAAAUUAUUUGGAAAAAAUAACUACACAUAAGCAAAGUCGAAUAGAAAGUAAAUAUUUAAUUUGAACGGUGCUAACAAAAUUUCAAAAUCAUGGAAAUGCAAAUCGUCUUUGUUAUUUUUAUUUUUACCGUUGUCAACUCGAUCAAGCAGCCCGCCAGCCCGCCUGUCUGGGAAUAUACUUAUCAAUACGAGCUGUUCGAAAAAAUACAGAAUACAGUCUACUAUCUCAAUAGUGACGUCACCUGGAUUCGGGAAAAAUUAAAACAUCCGAAAGGAUCGUGUCCGAACUUUUGGCUCCGUGGAAACAGCACGUGCUAUCUGCUUCCGCUCCACUGGAGACUUGAGUGGAAAAAAGCUCAAACCACGUGCGAGCGUCUGGGAGGAUACCUGGCAGUGGUCGAUACGCCAGUAGAGAAAAACGACAUCAAAGAACUUCUCGACAACGAGAUGGCGCGGAUACUCCACGACGCCGUCGAGUCGCUCUGGGUGGGCGGAUACAUGUUUGCCGACGAUGACGGCAAAUGGCGUUGGGUGGACGGCAAUCCUAUAUCCGCCGACGACGUCGCCUUGCUCUCUGCCGUCGACGCUAGGCAGUGGAGAGACCGCUGCCUUGAGUGGCUGCCGACGGGCUGGUCGGAGGAGGACUGCGUCGUCCGGAAACACAUGCUUUGCGAGAAAGAGAUUUCCUAGAUCAUAGGCAUUUGAACGCUGCCAUGACGUCAAUGUUUUUUAGGCUUUUCUUUGUGUUAUACCUUGUGUUCAAAUAUAUUGCAAUCUAAUA